AUGGCCGCCGGAAUCUGCAGCCGGAGUAAAAUUUUCUUCUUCAAAACCUCAACUUUCGCUAGACCCUACAGCUCAGGAGAUAUGGUGCAAGACCCAUACGAAACCACAAAAAGGGUCUGCAAAAUAAUCAUGUCCUGCCCGAAACUCGGCCUCGACACCUCCCUCGAUCAGAGCGGCAUACGUGUUCCCGAAGAAGUAGUCGAGAACGUCCUCAUCAAAUUCGAGAAUGCCGGCAUGCUGGCCCACAGGUUCUUCCUGUGGGCCGGCAAGCAGAGGAACUACGAGCACAGCAUCCGAGCCUACCACACGAUGAUCGGUUCUCUCGCCAAAAUCCGGCAGUACGAGCUCAUGUGGGACCUUGUGAACGCCAUGAAAAGCAAAGGAACGAUAAACAUCGAGACCUUCUGCAUAAUCAUGCGAAAAUACGCAAGGGCCGGGAAAGUCAACGAGGCCGUCUACACUUUCAACGUCAUGAAAAAAUACGACUUGCCCCCAAACUUGGCCGCAUUUAACGGGCUGCUGAGCGCACUCUGCAAGUCGAAAAACGUGAGGAAAGCCCAAGAGAUUUUCGACGGGAUGAGGGAUGAGUUUCGGCCCGACUCAAAAAGUUUCAGCAUUUUGAUCGAGGGGUGGGGCCGGGCCCCAAACCUGCCUCGGGCCCGCGAGGUUUUCAACGAGAUGGUGAGUUCGGGCCUGCAGCCCGAUAUCGUGACAUAUGGGAUCAUGGUCGAUAUUCUCUGCAAAGCAGGAAGAACAGACGAGGCCGUUGGAAUUGUUAAGGAGAUGGAAUUUAAUGGAUGUGGGCCCACGCCGUUUAUCUACAGUGUGCUCAUACACACUUACGGUGUAGAGAACAGAAUCGAGGAUGCAAUCGACGCUUUUCUUGAGAUGGAGAGGUCGGCCAAUGUGGGGCCCGAUGUGGCCGUGUACAAUGCACUCAUAAGCGCAUUCUGCAAGGUGAACAAAUUCAAGAACGCGUUCAAAGUGGUGAACGAGAUGGAUAAGAAAGGGGUGAAGCCGAAUUCGAGAACAUGUAAUAUCCUCAUUAAUGGUUUGAUCGGCCGGGAGGAAAGAGAGGAGGCGUUCAAGGUUUUUCGUAGGUUGUCGAGGAUUUGCGAGCCCGAUGCAGACACUUAUACGAUGAUGAUUAAGAUGUUUUGUGAGAUGGAUAAGCUGGAAACAGCGAUGAAAGUGUGGAAGUAUAUGGAGAGGAAGCAGUUUUCGCCGAGCAUGCACACGUUUAGUGCGCUUAUUAACGGGUUUUGCAGUAAAGGGGAUGUGUCGAAGGCUUGUGUUUUAAUGGAGGAGAUGAUGGAGAGGGGGAUUCAGCCUGGAAGGCAUACAUUUGGGAAGUUGAGGCAGUUGCUUAUAAAGGAAGGAAGGAAAGAUGUGCUUGAGUUUUUGCAGGAAAAGAUGAACCUUUUGGUGAAAGAGCCUUUGUGUGAUUGA
Messenger RNA from Striga asiatica, 1449 nucleotides. The record is from the annotation of a GenBank genome assembly. NCBI's taxonomy places the organism in Eukaryota, Viridiplantae, Streptophyta, Magnoliopsida, Lamiales, Orobanchaceae.